AAUGUCAAUUUGUUGACAAGUCUUCAUUUUUUUAACAUCUCGGAUCCCUUUUAAUUCUUGUGAAUUUUCACGACUGGCAAUUUUAAAAUCUAUUUAACUAAAGAGAUUUAACAGAAUUUCAACAUGACAGUGGAUAAAACAAAAUUAUCUUAUCGAAAUAAAAUAAUCCUCGCACCUAUGGUAAGAGUUGGCACUCUCCCAAUGAGGUUAUUGGCAUUAGAAUAUGGUGCUGAUAUUGUUUACUCCGAAGAAUUGAUUGAUUUGAAGAUGAUAAAGGCUAUAAGACGUGUAAAUGAUGUUUUGGGAACAAUUGACUUCGUUGAUCCUUCAGAUGGCAGUAUAAUCUUUAGAACUUGUGACAAAGAAAAGAAUAGAGUUGUUCUUCAAUUGGGCACAAGUGAUGCCGAGAGAGCCCUCAAAGUUGGAAAAUUGGUUGAAAACGAUGUUGCUGGAAUUGACAUAAACAUGGGAUGUCCCAAAGAAUUCUCAAUCAAAGGUGGUAUGGGAGUAGCUCUGCUCUCAAAACCUGACAAAGCAGUUGAAAUACUUAAAACUCUUGUUGAUAAUCUCAAAAUACCAGUUACAUGCAAAAUAAGAAUCAUGCCAACUGUAGAAGCUACCACAGACUUGGUAACGAAAUUUGCAGCAACAGGCAUCGCUGCUAUAGGAAUUCAUGCACGCACAAAAGACGAACGACCACAACAUCAACCACACCCAGAUAUUAUUAAAGCAGUUGCGCAAGCUGUUGAUAUACCUAUAAUUGCUAACGGAGGAUCUCGCGAAAUAGACAAAUAUAGUGAUAUAUUUAAAUUUCGUGAUAGAUGUGGUGUGGACAGCAUUAUGGUUGCUCGAGCAGCACAAUUUAAUGUAACCAUAUUUCGUAAAGAAGGACUGCUUCCUGUUUUUGAUGUGAUAAAAAAAUACCUUAAACUUUGCGUCGAUUACGAUAAUCCUCAGUCAAAUACAAAAUAUUGUGUUCAGAGUAUGCUAAGGGAACUGCAGGAAACUCCAUUGGGAAAAAAGUUUCUCCUUUGUCAGACACUUCAUCAGAUUUGUAAUUUGUGGGACCUUGGUGAUUAUUGCUAUAAAAAACUGGAAUAUCAAGAAAAAGGCAACUUUGGUCGUCGUGAAGUCUGUCCUGGUGCGAUCCCUGGCGACAAGGAAGAUGUCGAUGCUCCUCAAACAAAAAAGCACAAACUCGAAAUUGACGAUAACACAAAUCCUUCAGAUAUUUUAGAACACAAUAUAGCUUUUUAUCGUGCAAAUUAUAUUGAAGACACUUCUCUACCGAAGAGUAUCCUCCAUACGUAUGCCUCAAAGAACUUCAAAGGAGUGCCUAAAUAUGAAAUCCAACGUUUUGACAAACUAUUCCGCGCGAUAUGUUCAUUCGAUGGAAAGAGAUAUGCGAGUACAUUUUGGGAGAAAAACAAAAAAUACGCCGAACAAGGAUCAGCCCUAGUUUGUCUAUUAAAUUUGGGGCUAAUGGAAGAAAGUGAAUUGAUUAAAAAUGGCAGCAUUUUGAGAUGACAAAGUCUAGUUUCUUAUUUUCAUUUUGCAAUAAAAUCUUAUAACAUCUAAUAAUUAUGUUUGA
Eupeodes corollae is the source of this 1591-nucleotide messenger RNA. It is a transcript of the gene Dus2, whose product is annotated as tRNA-dihydrouridine(20) synthase [NAD(P)+]-like. The record is from RefSeq and is a predicted model, not a curated record. Lineage: Eukaryota; Metazoa; Arthropoda; Insecta; Diptera; Syrphidae. Gene Ontology annotation, molecular function: tRNA dihydrouridine synthase activity; tRNA binding. Gene Ontology annotation, biological process: tRNA dihydrouridine synthesis. Gene Ontology annotation, cellular component: cytoplasm.